This is a messenger RNA of Leptinotarsa decemlineata (Colorado potato beetle), 2582 nucleotides long. It is a transcript of the gene CPSF2, whose product is annotated as cleavage and polyadenylation specificity factor subunit 2. Gene Ontology annotation, molecular function: RNA binding. NCBI's taxonomy places the organism in Eukaryota, Metazoa, Arthropoda, Insecta, Coleoptera, Chrysomelidae. Gene Ontology annotation, biological process: mRNA 3'-end processing by stem-loop binding and cleavage. The record is from RefSeq and is a predicted model, not a curated record. Gene Ontology annotation, cellular component: mRNA cleavage and polyadenylation specificity factor complex.
ACACACCACAAAAUGAACAGAAGAAGAUGAAAGUGAAAUCUGCUAAUACAUAACCUAUUAAUUUGCCUGUGAUUGAUAAAAAAAUUGUAAACAUUUUUCCCACAAACAUAUAUCAGAUAUGUACAAAAUUUAGACACUGCAUAUUUCAUUCACUAUUUAUAAUUCUUAGAGAAUAGGUUGCUCAAUUUUUUCAAAUAAUGACUUCAAUUAUUAAGGUUCAUGCUCUCUCUGGGGCUAUGGACGAAUCGCCCCCUUGUUAUAUUCUUCAAGUAGAUGAAGUCAGAAUAUUGCUAGAUUGUGGUUGGGAUGAGAAAUUCAACAUGGAAUUUAUCAAGGAAAUGAAAAGGCAUGUACAUACCAUAGAUGCAGUAUUACUUUCUUACCCUGAUGUGACACACUUGGGAGCUUUACCUUAUGUUGUUGGAAAGCUUGGUCUCAAUUGUCCUAUCUACUCAACAAUACCAGUUUAUAAAAUGGGACAGAUGUUCAUGUAUGAUUUGUAUCAGUCCCAACACAAUAUGAAGGAGUUUUGUAUAUUUUCUCUAGAUGACGUAGAUGCUACCUUUGAAAAAAUCAUACAGCUGAAAUAUAACCAGACUGUUCCUCUGAAAGGAAAAGGGUAUGGUCUUACAGUUACCCCCUUACCUGCAGGUCACAUGAUUGGAGGUACAAUCUGGAAAAUUAUGAAGGUAGGAGAAGAGGAUAUAAUAUAUGCUAAUGAUUUCAACCACAAAAAGGAAAGGCACCUGAAUGGUUGCGAACUUGAAAAACUUCAACGACCCUCUUUGGUAAUUAUUGAUGCCUUCAAUGCCACUUAUCAGCAAGCAAGACGAAGAGCAAGAGAUGAGAAACUGAUGACAAACAUUCUUCAGACACUGAGAAACAAUGGUAAUGUUCUCAUUGCUGUUGAUACAGCUGGACGAGUAUUGGAGUUAGCCCAUAUGCUUGAUCAACUGUGGCGCAACAAAGAAUCUGGUCUUCUUGCAUAUUCUUUAGCAUUACUAACUAACGUUAGCUAUAACGUUGUUGAGUUUGCCAAGUCGCAGAUUGAGUGGAUGAGUGAUAAGUUGAUGAGAAGUUUUGAAGGGGCUCGAAACAAUCCAUUCCAGUUUAAACAUUUACAGUUGUGUCACACUCAGGGAGAGUUGAGCAAAGUUUCCAGUCCAAAGGUUGUGCUUGCUAGUUCAGCAGAUAUGGAAAGUGGCUACUCCAGGGAACUGUUCCUACAGUGGUGUUCAAAUCCUGCCAACAGUGUUAUUUUGACCACAAGGACAUCUCCUGGUACUCUAGCUAGAGACUUAGUGGAUAAUGGAGGAGAGAGGACCGUAGAUUUAACAGUAGAAAAGAGAGUCAGGUUGGAAGGAGCAGAACUUGAAGAAUACGAGAAACGACAGAGAGAAAGAUGUGAAGACGAUGAAACCAAAGAAGAAGGUGAUUCAGAUUCUGAUGAUGACAUUGAGAUGUCAGUCAUUUCGAAAGGCAGGCACGAUAUUGUCAUAAAACAGGAAGGCAAAAUUUCUACAGGGUUUUUCAAAGUAACAAAAAAAAUGUAUCCGAUGUACCCAUUCCACGAGGAAAAAGUCAAGUCUGAUGAAUAUGGAGAGAUCAUCAGGCCAGAAGAUUAUAAAUUAGCAGAUGUGCCUUUAGAAGGAGAAGAUAAUAAAGAAAACUUGGUAGUUAAAAAAGAAGAAGAGGAAAUAACUGAGAUCCCGGAGAUGCCAACCAAGUGCAUUGUUCUUCAAAGGACUGUCCAGGUCAAUUGUCAAGUGCAUUAUAUCGACUUUGAAGGUCGGUCCGAUGGUGAAUCCCUCAUGAAAAUAUUAUCACAUCUUAAACCAAGACGAGUGAUUGUUGUUCGAGGUACUGCAGAGAAUACAGCAGUUAUUGCAAAAUACUGUGAGGAGAAUGUUCAAGUUGCGAGGGUACUUACUCCUGCUAAAGGAGAAAUUGUGGAUGCGACUAGCGAGACUCAUAUCUACCAGGUGCGUCUUACAGAUGCCUUGGUAUCUCAUUUAGCAUUCCAAAAAGCCAAAGACGCGGAAGUAGCAUGGCUUAAUGCCCAAAUAGUCGUAAGGGAGACCCAGGCUGAUGCUAAGAGAAUGAACAUUGAUAAUGAACCAAUGGAAAUUGACGACGAUGACAUGAGGAUACUCACUUUAGAGCCAGCCUCCGAAGAAGAUAAUCAUGAACCCGUAUUCAUAAAUGAACUGAAAUUGGCAGAAUUUAAACAGAUUUUAGCAAGGAGUAAUAUCAGUUCAGAAUUUUCUGGAGGAGUUUUGUGGUGUUCGAAUGGAACUAUUGCGAUACGAAGGGUGGAUCCUGGCAAAAUAAUGCUGGAAGGUUGUAUAUCAGAAGAUUAUUAUAGGGUUAAGGAACUUUUAUAUGAACAGUACGCAAUUUUAUAAAAUGUCCAGACUGUUUUGUUUUUGUCACUUUUAUAUUAAAUGAAAGUCACGUUCAUUCCUUUCGUUUUUCAAAUCAUGCUUGCUAUGCUAUGAUUAUCCGAUUCUGUAAGUAAGAAUAGACUUUUAUUGUUUUUCCAAAUAUAUUUUCGAUGUAAAAUAUAUAAUUUAUUGACUAAA